GGGGCCCUGCGCGCGUGCGCACUAGGCCACACAGCCGCCAUGCCGGAACCGCACGGCUCCGGGUCCCUGAGGGUGAACGCAGCGUUUGCCGCACGCUACAGCCGUUACCGCGAGCGUGAGGAACUGCAGCGGCUGAAGGAUCGCUAUGGGGAUCCGGACGGCGGCGGCGGCGGCUCCAGCUCCGAGUCUGACUCCAGCGACGAGCGUGUGGAGUUUGACCCCCAGCAGGAGAGAGACUUUUACAGGACUCUGUCCUUGCUGAAGAAGAAGGACCCCCGAAUUUACCAGAAAGAUGCUACCUUCUAUCAGAGAACAGCCGAAACCUCAUCUUCAGAGAGUGAGGAGGAGCCGGCAGCCUCCGGGAAGCAGAAGGAAGUACAGCCCAUGUACCUGAAGGACUACGAGAGGAAGGUCAUCUUAGAGAAAGAAGGCAAAUACGUUGACGAGGACGACUCUGACGGGGAGACUUUUGACCCCAGGCUCAAGGAAACAGCAACCAGGAGUUACGUAGAAGAACAAAAACAGCUGAAGGAAAGCUUCCGAGCUUUCGUGGAGGACAGCAGUGACGAGGACAGUGCUGGGGAAGGUGCCUCUGGGUUGCUGCGGAAACACACUAAGAGUGGAGAGGAAAAGGCCCAGGAGGAAGUGGACUACCUUGAGUGGCUGAAGGGGCAGAAGGAGAUUCACGGCACCGAGUCCUUGAAAGAACUGACACACCUCAAGGAAUACUGGAACAGCCCAGGACUGGAUGAGGGGGAGCAGUUCCUGAGGGAUUAUAUUCUCAACAAACGAUACGAAGAGGAGGAAGAAGAGGAGGAGGAGGAGGAGGGGGUUCCAGGCCCCCCAGUCCAGCUGGCAGUGGACGACUCCUCGGAUGAAGGGGAACUGUUCCUGAGGAAGCAGGAAGACUUUGAACACAAGUACAAUUUCCGCUUUGAGGAGCCUGACUCAGCCUCAGUCAAGACAUACCCACGUAGCAUUGCAUCGUCUGUGCGCCGCAAGGAUGAGCGCAGGAAGGAGAAGAGGGAAGAGACUAGGGAGCGGAAGAAGAGGGAGAAGGCCAGGAAGCAGGAAGAGCUGAAACAGUUCAAGAACCUAAAGAGGAAGGAGAUUCUGGCCAAGCUGGAGAAGCUGCGGCAGGUCACUGGCAACGAGACACUGGGCCUUGAGGAGCAGGACCUGGAGGAUGACUUUGACCCUGCCCAGCAUGACCAGCUCAUGCAGAAAUGCUUUGGAGAUGCCUUCUAUGGCACUGCGGAGGAAGAGAAGCCACAGUUUGAGGAAGAGGAAGGGCUUGAAGAUGACUGGAACUGGGACACAUGGGGUGGACCUGAACAAGAUGGAGCCUGGAGCCAGCAGGAGCUGCACUGUGAGGACCCUGACUUUAACAUGGACGCUGACUAUGACCCCAGCCAACCUCGGAAGAAGCUUCGUGAGGCCCCCUCCUCAGGCAAGAAGAAGCGCAAGUCUCCCUUUGCAGCUGCAGUGGGGCAGCAGAAACCCACGUUUGACCCUGGGGACAAGACCUUUGAGGAAUACCUGGACGAGUACUACCGGCUGGACUAUGAGGACAUCAUCGACGACCUGCCCUGUCGCUUCAAGUACCGUACUGUGGUGCCCUGCGACUUUGGACUCAGCACUGAGGAGAUCCUUGCAGCUGAUGACAAGGAACUGAACCGCUGGUGUUCCCUGAAGAAGACCUGCAUGUACAGGUCAGAGCAGGAAGAGAUGCAGGAGAAGCGGGUGUACAGCCAGAAGGCCCAGAAUUUAUGGAAGAAGAGGCAGAUCUUCAAAUCUCUGUGCCGGGAAGAGAUGGAAAUGCCCACAGAAGCCACAGGGAAGUCCCAGGGCAAGGCCAGCCCACAGGGACAGCUGUCCGUGGCUGAUGGGUCUCAGACUCUGACCUCUUCCCACAAGCUCCAAGUAGCCAAGGAAGAAGAGUUCACACACACACCCUGCCCAGAGAAGCCAGCUUCCCAGAGGCACAAGAACAAGAAGGCCAGGCUGUUGGGUCCCACGGUGACACUUGGAGGUCACAAGUUCAGCCGACAGAGAUUGCAGGCCUUUGGUCUCAACCCAAAAAGGCUGCAUUUCCGCCAAUUGGGCCGCCAGAGGAGGAAACAGCAGAGCCACCCCUGAGGGCCAAGGGAGCAGGCUACCUCUACAACCAAGCUGUUGACUAGUUACCUCCCCCAACCUGUAUAAUCUGCCUGUACGCAAGGACGCUGGCUGUCUCUUCUCAGUGUGGAAACAGGCUGUCCGAACUGUGUAUAAAACAGCCUGAAAAGUCAAGCAACCCCAGCGUGUUCAAGUCUGCGUCUUUAUCAGCCUCCACCCAGCAGCCAGUCGGUUCUCCCAGGACAGGGGCUUUGGGACCUUGGGACCAGUGAGUACAGUGAUCCAGUGCAGGCUACAGAACUUGAAUCAGGCCCUGAGUGAGUGCCCUGGAGCCCACUCUCCAUCCCUGGCUCCUGAGGGGGCAUGGGGGCAGCUAAAGGGCACAGCCCCAAGCUGGGGGCCUAGACAGAUGUCAGCUGUGUUGGGGAGGAUGGGGGACAUGAGGACAGGGGAUCCAGCACUGCCAUCGGAGUUCUAGAUCCCAUACCUGACAUGACAUAAAUAAAAAAAUAAAUAGUC
This is a messenger RNA of Peromyscus eremicus (cactus mouse), 2637 nucleotides long. RefSeq names its product KRI1 homolog (gene Kri1). The transcript has 19 exons. Bases 40 to 2139 code for a protein of 699 amino acids. NCBI's taxonomy places the organism in Eukaryota, Metazoa, Chordata, Mammalia, Rodentia, Cricetidae. The record is from RefSeq and is a predicted model, not a curated record. Gene Ontology annotation, cellular component: 90S preribosome; nucleolus. Gene Ontology annotation, biological process: endonucleolytic cleavage in ITS1 to separate SSU-rRNA from 5.8S rRNA and LSU-rRNA from tricistronic rRNA transcript (SSU-rRNA, 5.8S rRNA, LSU-rRNA).